GCACCAAGAAUUCCCUGCUGGCCUUUAAAGUAGAAGCCAAGAAUGAGCACCGGAGCACCAGCAAAGUCUCCUACGUGCGUUUCGUCACCGUGCAUGCCUACAACCAUACUGUGUCCCUGUCCUAUGGAGAAAUAGGCAUUGCCCGGAUCGACUACCAGUACUCAAGCCUCCCGGCCUCCCUGGGAGAAGGUCGCCUGCGUGUGUACCAGAGUGGAACUCGAGGCAUGAUCGAGCUGGACUUUGGGCUGCUGGUCACCUUUGACUGGGAUUACCAGCUGACAGUGAGCCUGCCCAAGCGCUUCCAAGACCAGGUGUGGGGGCUGUGUGGCAACUAUAAUGGAGACCCUGCUGACGACUUCCGCAUGCCUGAUGGGAAGCAAGCUUCUGACGUCCUGAACUUCACCAAGAGCUGGAAGCUGGAUAAUGGGGACCUCUUAUGUGAUGAUGGCUGUUACGGCAAUUGUCCCUCCUGCACCACAAGCCAGUCCAAGCUCUUUAAAGGAGACCUUUUAUGUGGCAUGCUAACUCUGCCCAUGGGUCCGUUUGCAGACUGUCAUGGCUUCCUGGACCCCCAGCCUUUCCUGGAAGAGUGUGUGUACGACAUGUGUGUGACUGGAGGGGAGCGCCUCACCCUGUGCCAUGGCCUCAGCGCCUACGCCAGAGCCUGUGCAGACCUGGGCAUCUCUGUGCGGGAAUGGCGGUCACGAACCAACUGCCCCUUGAUCUGCCCAGCCAACAGCCACUAUGAACUCUGCAGCCCUGCCUGCCCAGCCUCCUGCAACUCAGAAGCCUUACCGACCAACUGCUCUGGGCGCCCAUGUGUGGAGAGCUGCGUGUGCCUUCCAGGCUUUGUGGUCAAUCGUGGCCGCUGUGUGCCCGUGUCAUCCUGUGGCUGUACCUACCAGGGCCGCCUGCUGGCCCCGGGUCAGGAAGUGUUUGCUGAUGACCUAUGUCGGCAGCGCUGCACCUGUGAUGCAGCCACCCUGAAGGUGAUCUGCAGAGACACAGCAGGAUGUCUGCCUGGGGAGCACUGUGUGGUACAGGAUGGCUUCUUGGGUUGCUACCCGGAAUACUUCCGCAGCUGCCAGGCGUCCGGAGACCCUCACUACAGGAGCUUGGAUAUGCGGAGCUACAAUUUCAUGGGCACCUGCUCCUAUAUGCUCACCACCUCGUGUGGCCAGCACCCCUCCCUCCCCGACUUCAAAGUGGUUAUGGAAAACGAACGUCGGGGAAGUCAGAGUGUGAGCUUUGUACACUCUGUGCAGCUGGAGGUCUACGGAGUGAAGUUGGAGGUGCCUCGGGACUACCCAGGCAAAGUGCUGAUGGACGGCGUCAUUCACUACCUGCCUUUCCAAGCUGCAGGUGGAAAAGUCGUGGCGUUCCGCAAAGGCAAAUACGCUGUCCUGCGCACAAACUUCGGCCUGACCGUUAGUUUCAACUGGGACACUCAUGUGACUGCCAAGAUGCCCAGCAACUAUGCUAAAGCUGUGUGUGGCCUCUGUGGUGACUUCAACGGGAACCCUCGUGAUGACCUGGGCCUGCAGAGUAAAGGGGAAGCCCUUGACCCUCGAGACUUCGGGAAGAAGUGGCUGGUGACAAUGAAGCCUGGCUGCAGAACAGACGAACAACUUCUGUGUCCUAAUAUGAGCAGCGAGGUAGUGAUGAAGAACAGAAAGAAGUGCAAGAUCCUCCGUGACAAGGACAGUCAGUUCAGGGAAUGUUGGAAAGUGCCCGCCUUCAACAGCGCCCUCAUUGAAUGCAUCUAUGAUAGCUGCCGCAUGCCGGGCCAGACUAAGCCACUGUGUGACACACUGGCCACAUACACCGCCAUCUGCCAGGCUGAAGGGGUCACUGUGUAUCCCUGGAGGAGUGAGAAACUUUGCCCAAUGAACUGCCCUCCUCACAGUCACUAUGAGCUGUGUCAACGAGGCUGUCCAUUGACCUGUGGAGACCUGCCGGUGCCUGGAGGCUGCGGCACAGACUGCCACGAGGCCUGUGUCUGUGAUGAAGGCUUUGUCCUUAGUGGUGAGACUUGUAUACCGCUGUCCUCCUGCGGUUGCCUAUACCAGGGCGUUUACCACCAUGUGGGAGAUGACUUCUAUCCUGGACCUGAAUGCAAUUCCAUUUGCCACUGUCAUGAGGGGGGCCUAGUGUCCUGUCAGGCCUCGUAUUGCAGCCCACAGGAGAUCUGUAAGGUGUCUUAUGGCAUCCUCAGGUGUGUGGCUGUGGACUCGGCCACCUGCCGGGUGUCAGGAUCUAUCCAUUACACUACCUUUGAUGGCCGCCACUUUGACUUUAUGGGUACCUCUGUGUAUGUGCUGGCUCAAACCUGCUGGACCCGGCCCGGCCUGAACCCGUUCACAGUACUGCAGGAGAAUGCAUUCUGGGGCAACGAGCAAGUCGCUGUGACCAAGAUGAUCACCGUCCAGGUGGCCAACUACACCCUGCAGCUGGAGCAGAAUCAAUGGAAGGUCAAGGUGAAUGGCGUGACCACAAAGAUGCCUGUGAUUCUGGAUGAAGGCAGUGUUCAGGCCUUCCAGCAUGGCUUAGAUGUGGUCAUCAAGACCAGAUUUGGCCUGCAUGUGUCCUAUGAUCUCAACAGCAACGUGCGUGUCACCAUUCCCCAUAACUACUAUAAACACAUGUGUGGCAUGUGUGGGGACUACAACGAAGACCCCAAGAAUGACUUCCAGAAGCCGGAUGGCUCACAGGCUGUCAGUCCCAGUGAUCUGGGUAACUCCUGGCAGAAGACCGUGCCAGGCUCUUCCCACAGGCCCCAGCCUGCCUGCAAACCGGGACAAGACUGCAAACCAAAGUGUUCCCCAGACAUGGAGAAAAAAUAUCUUGAUAACCAAUUCUGCGGGUUGCUCACCAACCUCACGGGGCCACUGGCUGACUGCCACAAGCUGAUUGACCCCCAUGAUCCCUUGAAAGACUGUGUCUUUGAUCUCUGCCUGGGUGGUGGUAACCUGAGCAUUCUCUGCAGGAGCAUUCACGCCUACGUGAGCGCCUGCCAGGCAGCUGGAGGGCACGUCAAGCCGUGGAGGACCAAAACUUUCUGUCCAAUGGAGUGCCCUGCUCACAGCCACUAUGAGGUCUGCGCAGACACCUGUUCCCUGGGAUGCUCAACCAUCACCACACCGAUAGAGUGCCUGGACACGUGUUCUGAGGGCUGCGAAUGUGACACCGACUACCUGCAGAGCAUCACAGGCUGUGUGCCCAUGGAGAAAUGUGGCUGCCACCAUGAUGGUGUCUACUAUGAGCCAGAGGAGUUGGUUCUCAUUGAAAGUUGCCAGCAACAGUGUGUGUGCCAUUCAGGAGAAGGCAUGGUGUGCAAGGAUCACAGCUGCAAGCCAGGACAGGUGUGCGAGCCCUCUGGAGGCAUCCUGACCUGCGUCUCCAAAGACCCGUGCCAAGGUGUUACCUGUCGGUCACUGGAAACGUGCACAGAGAAAGGUGGCAAGGGUGUGUGCAUACCCAAUUAUGAAGCCAAAUGCCUGGCGUGGGGAGACCCUCACUAUCAUUCCUUCGAUGGUCUGAACACUAACUUCCACGGGACCUGCAGUUACCUGCUGGCAGGGAGUGUCUGUCCUGGAGUCAGCACUGGCGGGCUGACUCCCUUCACGGUCAUCACCAAGCAUGAGAGCCAGGGCAACCUUGCUGUGUCCAAUGUGAAGAGGGUCACUGUGACCACCUACAACACCAGCAUCGCCAUCCACAAAAAGGAGAUAGGCAGAGUCCAGGUGAAUGGAGUUCUGACGGCCUUGCCUGUCUACCUGGCUGGUGGACGGGUUUCAGUGGUCCACGGGGGCUCCAAGGCUAUUCUGGUGACAGACUUCGGGCUUCAAGUCAUCUAUGACUGGAACUGGAGGGUGGAAGUUGUACUGUCAAGUAGCUAUUAUGGUGCAGUGUGUGGGCUCUGUGGAAACAUGGACAAAAACCCCCGAAAUGACCAAGUCUUCCCUAAUGGCACAACGGCACCCUCAAUACCCACCUGGGGUGGCAGCUGGCAGAUUCCAGAGUGGGACCCUCUUUGCUGGAAUGAAUGUCAGUGUUCCUGUCCAGUGUGCCCAGAGGACCGAGUGGAGGAAUAUGAGGGUCCUGGCUACUGUGGACCUCUGGCCCCUGACACAGUGGGCCCCUUCACCAGCUGCCAUGCACAUGUGCCUCCUGAGAACUUCUUCAAGGGCUGCGUGCUGGAUGUCUGCAUGGGCGGUGGCAUCAAAGACAUUCUAUGCCAGUCACUGGCUGCCUAUGCUGCUGCCUGCCAGGCUGCUGGCAUCCAAAUAAAGGACUGGAGGACUCAGGCUGGCUGUGAGAUGGCCUGCCCUGACAACAGCCACUACGAGCUCUGUGGCCCACCCUGCCCAGCCAGCUGCCCGUCCCCUGCACGCCACACAACCCCAGCUGCAUGUGGUGGGCCCUGUGUGGAGGGGUGCCAGUGUGACCAGGGCUUCGUGCUGAGUGCUGGGCAGUGUGUUCCCCUGGACAGUGGCUGUGGCUGCUGGGUCAAUGGCACAUACUAUGAAGCAGGCACCGAGUUUUGGACUGAUGCCAGCUGCUCUGAGAGGUGCCGCUGUGAACCUGGAAGUGAAUCCCUGGUGUGCGCGUCUGCCAGCUGCAGGCCAGAUGAGAAGUGUGCCUUGUUGCCCUCCGGCCAGCUCAGCUGCCAACCCACAAGCAUAGCUGAGUGCCAAGCCUGGGGCGAUCCCCAUUUCAUCACCCUCGAUGGGCACUGGUUUGACUUCCAAGGCACCUGCUAGUACCUGCUGAGCGCACCCUGCCAAACGCCACCCGCAGGGACUGAAAACUUCAAUGUCACUGUGGUCAAUGAGCACAGGGGCAGCCAGGCGGUCAGCUACACCCGCAGUGUCACUCUGAAUAUCUACGGCCUCAGCCUGACCCUUAGUGCCAGCUGGCCAAGGCAGCUACAGGUGGAUGGAGAGCUGAUAAUGCUGCCUUUCCAGCUGGACUCAAGACUGCUUGUUCACUUGAGCGGCACAGGCUUGGUGGUAAACACCACCUGGGGGCUCUCCCUGGCUUUCAAAGACAAUUUCCUGCGCCUGCGUGUGCCUGCAGCCUAUGCAGGCGCCCUCUGUGGCCUAUGCGGGAACUACAACAAAAAUCCCAAUGACGAUGAGACAGCAGUGGGGAAACCUGAGAGCUGGAAGGUGGGCGGAGCCCCAGGCUGCGACCAGUGCAUGAAGGAGCAGUGCCCAAAACCCUGCACACCUGAGCAACGGAAACCCUUCCAUGGCCCCAAAGCCUGCGGCAUCAUCUCAGACCCCGCAGGUCCACUAGCACCCUGCCACAGCCUCCUGCCACCCGCGCAGUACUUCGAGACUUGUUUGCUGGAUGCCUGUCAAGCUGAGGGCCAUCCAGGAGGUCUCUGUCCUGCCGUGGCCGCCUAUGUGGCAGCUUGUCAGGGUGCUGGAGCCCAAAUUGGAGAAUGGAGAAAGCCAGACUUCUGUCCCCUCCAGUGUCCUGCCAACAGUCACUACCAGCUCUGUGGUGACUCCUGCCCUGUGAGCUGCCCAAGCCUCUUGGCCCCAGAGGGCUGUGAAACCGCCUGCCAGGAGGGCUGUGCCUGUGAUUCUGGCUUUGUGCUCAGUGGUGACACCUGUGUGCCCGUGGGCCAGUGUGGCUGCCUCUACAAUGGACGCUACUACCAGCUGGGUGCCACAUUCUACCCAGGCCCUGAGUGCGAGUGGCUCUGUGUGUGUAAGUCAGACGGGCAGGUCAUCUGCCAGAUAGAGUCCUGUGGUAUCCACGAGGAGUGCCGGUUAGUGGAUGGCGUCCGUGCCUGCCAUCCCAGGAGCUCUAAGCUAAUGGUGGUCCUUAAUGGCAUUCAUUAUGCCACGCCCGACGGACUGGUGUAUGACCUUCAUGGCUCCUGCUCCUACAUCUUGGCACAAGUCUGCCACCCGAAACCUGGAGAUGAGGGGUUCUCCAUUGUGCUUGAGAAGAACUUGGCAGGUGAAACCCAGCGAGUGGUGGUUAUUGUGGCAGGCCAUGUUGUGGUCCUGGCUCAAGGGCCACGGGUGACUGUGGACGGUGAAGCUGUGAACCUGCCCGUGGUUGUGGGCUCCAUGUUUAUAACUGUUGAAAGCCGAAACAUGUUCUUCCAGACAAAGAGAGGGCUGAAGGUUCUCUUCGAUGGUGAUAGCCAUAUCCUUCUGUCCAUCCCUAGUCCCUUCCGUGGACGUAUCUGUGGCCUCUCUGGGAACUUCAAUGGGAACCGGAGUGAUGACUUUGCAUUGCCCAGUGGAGCCUUAGCCCCCAGUGCUGAGGCCUUUGGAGCUGCCUGGCGAGCUCCAGGCUCCCCCCUGGGCUGUGGUGAGGGCUGUGGGGCCCAAGGCUGUCCUGUGUGCUCAGCCAAGGAGAGAGAAGUGCAUGAGAAAAACGAAGCCUGUGGGAAGAUGCAGGACCUCCAAGGCCCCUUCGCAGCCUGCCACCAGGUUCUGAGUCCCUUGGAAUACUUCCGCCAAUGUGUACUUGACCUGUGUGCCCAAAAGGGCAGCAAAACAUACCUCUGUCAAAGCCUGGCAGCCUAUACCGCAGCCUGUCAGGCAGCUGGUGCAACCGUGCAGCCCUGGAGGACAGAAGACUUCUGCCCUCUCCAGUGUCCGGCCCACAGCCACUACUCUGUCUGCACACGCUCCUGCCAGGUUUCCUGCGCUGCUCUCGCUGGCCUCACCCAAUGCACCACUCAGUGCUUCGAAGGAUUUGAGUGUGACGAUCACUUUCUGCUCUCCCAGGGUGUGUGCGUUCCGGCCCAACACUGCGGCUGCACCUUCAAUGGCCACUAUAUGCCGAUGAACUCUUCACUGAUGACCUCAGACUGCAGCGAACGCUGCUUCUGCUCCCCAAGCACCGGCCUGACAUGCUAUCCAACUGGCUGCUCACCUGGCCAAGUCUGUGAGAUACGCGCGGGAGUCCGGAACUGCUGGCCAGCCAAAGGUCUUUGCUCCCUCUCUGUGAAAGGCAACCUUAUCACCUUCGAUGGGGUUCACAAUGCCAUCAGCUCCCCUGGUGUCUAUGAGCUUUCUUCUCGCUGCCCCGGACUCGAGAAGACUGUGCCCUGGUACCGUGUGGUUGCUGAUGUCCAUGGCAAUGACAAGAUCGUGGACAAAGUCCACAUCUUCUUCCAGGAUGGACUUGUGACUGUGACCCGAAGCAACGGCGUGUGGGUGAACGGUCUCCGAGUGGAUCUCCCAGCUAGCGUGUUAACAUCUGUGUCUGUGAGGAGGCUCCCUGAUGGCUCCAUGCUUGUCCGCCAGAAGGCAGGGGUCCAGGUCUGGCUUGGAACAGAUGGGCAUCUGGAUGUGAUGGUCGGUGAUGACCAUGCGGCCUUGCUGUGUGGGGCCUGUGGAAACUUCGAUGGGUAUCAGAAUAAUGAUGUGCGUAAAUCUCAGGGGAAGACACCGAUGGAGAAGUGGAGAGCACAGGACUUCUCCUCAUGUUCCAGCUAAUCAGCCAGCACCGGCAAUGGACACUUCAAGAGCUGCAUCUUCCAGAAGCUACAGUGAUUGAAGGGUGCCCUGUGUGCCCCUUCCCUGUCCCUCCCCCUUGCUGAGCCACUGAGGCCACAUCU
Alexandromys fortis (reed vole) is the source of this 7594-nucleotide messenger RNA. RefSeq names its product IgGFc-binding protein-like. Gene Ontology annotation, molecular function: protein binding. The transcript has 18 exons. The record is from RefSeq and is a predicted model, not a curated record. NCBI's taxonomy places the organism in Eukaryota, Metazoa, Chordata, Mammalia, Rodentia, Cricetidae.